AUGGAAAUAGAAAAUAAAAAUUAUAAAGAAUCUUCUGAAAAGAUCCCUCAAAGAAUAAAUUUUAGAUAUUGUUUUAACUCAACAUAUUCUCUUUGUAAAACUGCAUUUUUAAAGUUAUAUAAUAUAAGUAAUCAUAAAUUUAAUAAUAUUUUAGAUCAUUUAUAUAAUGAAGGAAUAAGUAAACAAAUUCAUGGAAAUACUGGAAGAGCUCCUAUAUUUAAAACCAAAGUUAAUAUUGAUGAAAAUUUAAAAUCCAUUGUGAAUAAUUUUUUAAAUGAAUACUCUUUAAUACAUGGAUUACCUUCACCAAUGAGACAUAGAAAUGAUUCUGAAGGUUAUGGAAUGAACUGA
Molecule: messenger RNA, 351 nt
Organism: Entrophospora sp. SA101
Lineage: Eukaryota; Fungi; Glomeromycota; Glomeromycetes; Entrophosporales; Entrophosporaceae
Source: the annotation of a GenBank genome assembly